AUGGAACUGCGUGGUGGAAUGCGCCAGGAAGCCAUCGAGAAAGGAAUAGAUGUUGGCCAAGUUUCAGCAAGCUAUAGUGGGACUACAGACAGUGACAUCCUUAAAGACAGCGAUUAUACUUUCUAUGCCUGUAGUGCAUACAGAAUUUCUGGCUCCACACGUUACAACUUCGAAGGGACAGGAACAGGUUUACGGCAGUUGGCAGUUGGCAAGGGAGUGAAAGCAGGUGGUGGUUGUCCUGCAAUCAGCCACCCUGAGGGUGGGCCUUGCAUUCUGUGCUUUAACAAGUCCUCCAGUUCGACUAUAGUUCUCAUCACCAUCUGCCUGACCCCAGAGACUGGACCCACAGAAAACAUCGGACUUCCUAAGAAACUGCUUGAUAAAAAUGACCCUUGGCCAGCUUAUGUCACCUAUAUCUCCCCAGUGGUAAAAAGACUCAUUGAGAAAAGCAAAACUAGAGAAUUGGAAUACAGGCAGACUUUCGAGGAAAGUCAACGGGCAUCACGGCUGAACAAGCCUUCCAGCACACUCCAGAUGGGAGGGAGAAUAAAGUCCUUCAAGUCCUCUGAAGAAGCUGUGUUCAAGGAUAUGCUAUCAGAGACUAUGUUAUCAAUGUUGGCAACUUACUCUUUUUUGGAUUCUCCUGUUGCCCCAGAACCCACGUAUUUACAAAAGGAUUCCAGAGAAUGUCCCAUCGCAAACUAUAACAAGAUCAUUUUCCCCUGCAAACCUAUGAUGAAGAUGCUUCCAUACAGCUCGCUACCGGCCAGCAAGGAGAAAUAG
Molecule: messenger RNA, 783 nt
Organism: Marmota flaviventris (yellow-bellied marmot)
Lineage: Eukaryota; Metazoa; Chordata; Mammalia; Rodentia; Sciuridae
Source: RefSeq, a predicted model, not a curated record